This is a messenger RNA of Sorex araneus (European shrew), 2500 nucleotides long. RefSeq names its product KLF transcription factor 15 (gene KLF15). Bases 164 to 1411 code for a protein of 415 amino acids. Gene Ontology annotation, molecular function: RNA polymerase II cis-regulatory region sequence-specific DNA binding; DNA-binding transcription factor activity, RNA polymerase II-specific. The transcript has 3 exons. Gene Ontology annotation, biological process: regulation of transcription by RNA polymerase II. The record is from RefSeq and is a predicted model, not a curated record. NCBI's taxonomy places the organism in Eukaryota, Metazoa, Chordata, Mammalia, Eulipotyphla, Soricidae.
CGAGCGCACGCAGGAGCCGCGGCUCGGCCCGCGGCGGCCGCCGGACCCGCAGCGAGGCCGCCGCCCGCCGCCCGCCCCGCUGGGCCUCGGGACCGAGCGCCGGGGCCUGGCCGCCGGCCCGGCGUGCGCCGAGUUCAGACGCCACCGGCACGGCCAGGCCAGCAUGGUGGACCACUUGCUGCCAGUGGACGAGACCUUCUCGUCGCCGAAAUGCCCAGUGCGGUACCUAGGCGACAGGCUGGCCGGCGGGCGGGCGUACCACAUGCUGCCCUCGCCACUCUCGGAGGACGACAGCGAUGCCUCCAGCCUCUGCUCCUGCGCCAGCCCCGACUCUCAGGCCCUCUGCUCCUGCUACGGCAACGGCCCGGGCUCCGAGGGCCAGGACAGCAUCUUGGACUUCCUGCUGUCCCAGGCCACGCUGGGCAGCGGCAGCGGCAGCAGCCUGGGGGCCAGCAGCGGCCCCGUGGCCUGGGGGCCCUGGCGGAGAGCACCUGCGCCGGUGAAGGGGGAGCACUUUUGCUUCCCCGAGUUUCCCGUGGGGGACCCUGAUGACGUCCCGAGGCCCUUCCAGCCCACCCUGGAGGAGAUCGAAGAGUUUCUGGAGGAGAACAUGGAGCCGGGGGCCAAGAAGGUUCCAGAGAGUCACCUGAAGGACCUGGAGACUUGUGGGCAGCUGGCAGCCGGGCCUCACCGGAGCCUCCUGCACCCGGGGGGCUCCGGGGGCAGAGAGCGCGGGGCUCCGCCUUCCGGGGCCAACAGCGCAGGGGGCAGCCAGAGCCCCGGGGGCGGGGUGGCCCCCGAGGGCCCCAUCCCGGUGCUGCUGCAGAUCCAGCCCGUGCAGGUGAAGCAGGAGGCUGGCCCUGAGCCCGUGUCCCCUGGGCAGGCCCCGGAGAGCAUCAAGGUGGCGCAGCUCCUGGUCAACAUCCAGGGCCAGACCUUCGCGCUGGUGCCCCAGGUGGUGCCCUCCUCCAACCUGAACAUGCCCUCCAAGUUUGUGCGCAUCGCCCCCGUGCCCAUCGCCGCCAAGCCCCUGGGGGCGGGACCCUUGGGGCCCGGCCCCGCCGGCCUCCUCAUGGGACAGAAGUUCCCCAAGAACCCGGCGGCCGAACUCAUCAAAAUGCACAAAUGUACUUUCCCCGGCUGUAGCAAGAUGUACACUAAGAGCAGCCACCUCAAGGCCCACCUGCGCCGGCACACGGGCGAGAAGCCGUUCGCCUGCACCUGGCCGGGCUGCGGCUGGAGGUUCUCGCGCUCCGACGAGCUGUCCCGGCACCGGCGCUCGCACUCGGGCGUGAAGCCCUACCAGUGCCUCGUGUGCGAGAAGAAGUUCGCGCGGAGCGACCACCUCUCCAAGCACAUCAAGGUGCACCGCUUCCCGCGCAGCAGCCGGGCCGUGCGCGCCGUCAACUGAGCGCCCCCGCGCGCGCGCGCGCGCCCGCGCCAGCCCCGCUGCCCGCCGGCCCCCCCCCUACUCCACCCCCGUAUUUUGUAGCAAUAAUUUAUUUGCCUUCUUCAGAGGGUCCUGACGAUGGUACCAGCCACCUUCUGAAGCCCGAGGUGCAGGAAGAGGAGGGGUGGGGGGCGGGGGGGCUGGCCCGGCAGGUGUGAACCCCGAGUUCCGCCCCUCCGGAGACUUAGCGCCUGCUCCCACGUCCCUGGGGGCCGGGUCCCCAGGGUCCCCCCCCAACCCCCCUGGGCUGGAGGCUAGCCUUGGUGCCUUCCUGCCUUCGUGCCUUCCAGGCCUCUGCCGCCGCUGCCCCCGCGCCGUGGGGGGCCUGGCCCUUCUCCCACUGGGCUCCCCACCUGGGCCGCCGGCCAGCACUUUAUUGCUGGGGAGAAGAAAUGCAGCGAGUGUGGAAAUGUCACUUCCCAGGGGGCGCCUGGGAGGGAGGGGGGGGGACAGAGGCCAAGAGUAUGGGGCUGCACUGGGUCAGGGGGCUUUUGUCUGGGUGCCUGGGGGGGCAGAGGGGCCAGGCUGGGCCAUUGGGUGCUGGUCCUCCCGGCGCCCCCGUGGCAGAGGGGCUCAGGGCGCCUGGGGAGGGGGGUGCGGUGCAUGUGGGUAUGUGUGCAGGGCAGACAGCUGCCCACUGGCCCCAGAGCCCCUGGGCCUCAUUGUCCCCCCCUCUUGGACCCUAGCCUUUGGGGUCACCUCGGGGAGGCGGGGGACCAGGCUGCAUGGUGUGUGGAAGACGUAGAUAGAGCCCCCGUCCUGAUUUAGAAAUGCAUUCCUUAUUUUGUCUAGAAAUUAAUAUCAAAUGAACUAGCUUGUGUUGACAGGUUUAUUUCACAUCCUAUGAAUGUAUGUAAAUAAACUGUACAUAGGAACAUCAACGUAAAAUAUCUUUUAAUAACAGAUCCACAUUUGUGUAAAUUUGCAAUUAAAAAGAAUCUAUAGAACUGGUGUACAUAUGUUACAAUUAUGUAUAUUUUCUUCGGUCCUUCAUAAAGAAAUAUAUAUAUAUAUAUAUUUACUUUGCCAAUAAAAGAGAAAAGAAACUCA